UUUUUCGUUUUGAAGUCUGUUGUUGUCAAGUGUUACAGUGUCUCCAGUCUGAUAGAAUCGCGUUGAUGGUAAGCUUUUCUGUCUGGUCGCCAUGUCGGAUUCUUUGGACCGGUCCACGAAGAUCAACUUGUUCAGGGAGCAUGUAGUGAAGAAGCUCUGUGAGGUGUUGGACAAAUCCAGCAAUAAAGGAUGGCGAAAACUUGGCGAGAUUGUCGGCAAUGACCGACGGUUCAAAGUCAGCUCAGACGACAUGGAGAUGUGCUCUCUGAAGGUGUUGCAGCUGGAGGGCAGCCCAAGCCGCAUGUUGCUGAGGCUGAUGGGAGAGCGAGGCUGCACCGCAGGUCACCUGAUUGACUACCUCCAGACUCUGGGCAACUCAGAGGCCCUGCAGUGCCUGAAGCCAUCAGCCUUGCAGAUCCUCAUUCAGCCCCAGUCUGUAGCUCUUAUAGCUGGCCACAAUCUGCGCCUCAGCUGCCAUGCUUUGGGCAAAUCUCCAGUACAGUACCAGUGGUUCAAGACCAAGGAAGAGGUGCCAAACAGCCUCUCUCCGGACCUGGUGAUAAGUCCAGUCCAUCUGAAGGACGCUGGCUUUUACAUCUGCAGGGUCAACUGUGGAGAUGCUUUUGAAUUCAGCCAGUGGGCUCAGGUGGAUGUCCUGGAUGUGGCCAUGCCUUAUGGCCAGAGUUAUCAUUCUUUAGAAGGUCGGCUGAAGUUGGUGAUCCAGCCUCAGUCGCAGCGGCUAAAUGUUGGGGAAAACCUGCAGCUGGAGUGUGGAGCUGUGGGACGGCCGAUCCCUCGAUACCAGUGGCACAGAAAUGGAGCCCCGGUCCUCAACGCCACAAAGAGGAAACUCACGAUUCCUCACGCAAUGCAGGAUCAGCAUGGCAGGUAUCGCUGCGAGAUCACCAGCAGCACUGAGAGAAUGUGGACCAAUGAAGUUGACGUUGUGAUAGCACCAAGGAUAUCUGUGCAGUUUUCAGAGGCAAUGGAGUGCUCAGAAGAUGAUGUUUACGCCAUUGGAGGAGGUUCCAGUGAAUUCUUCCUGAAUAGUAUUCCAGAACAACUUUAUGCGACUGACAAAGUGGCCCUGCUGAUCGGCAAUCUGUCUUACCAGAACCACCCGCAGCUCAAAGCUCCCAUGGUGGACGUGUACGACCUCACCAACCUCCUGCGGCAGCUCAACUUCCAGGUGGUUUCACUGCUGGAUCUCACAGAGUCAGAGAUGAGAAACGCUGUCGAUGAGUUCCUGUUGCUGCUUCACAGAGGAGUCUAUGGUCUGCUGUACUAUGCUGGUCAUGGAUAUGAGAACUAUGGUAACAGUUUCAUGGUGCCAGUGGACGCACCAAACCCGUACCGGUCAGCAAACUGUUUAUGUGUGCAGAGCAUCCUUAAACUGAUGCAGGAGAAGGAGACUGGCCUCAAUGUGUUCCUGCUGGACAUGUGCAGGAAGAGGAAUAUUCAUGAUGACAGCACUCCAAACAUCGUCCUGAGGGUUACGGCCAACAUUGUCUUUGGAUAUGCUACGUGUCAAGAUGCUGAGGCCUUCGAGCUGAGCUCCAGUGGCUUUGCCAACGGGGUGUUUGUCAAGUUUUUGAAGAAGCGACUGCUAGAUGACGAGAAGAUAACCGUGGUGCUGGACAGAGUCGCAGAGGACAUGGGUCAGUUUGAUGCUACGAAGGGGAAGCAGGCUCUGGAGAUUCGCAGUAGUCUGUCAGAGAGGAGAGCUCUGACCGAUCCUAUUCUGCCCGGCGACAGCGCCGAUCUCGCUCACGCUCACAGCCGCCAGUGGGCAAAGGCUCACGAGCUUCCUGAAAGCAUGUGUCUCAACUUUGACUGUGGGGCUCAGAUAAAGUUGGGCUUCGCUGCAGAGUUCUCCAACGUGCUCGUCAUUUACACUCACAUCAUUAAGAAUCCCGAGGACAUGUCCUUCUGCCAGGCUCACGUCACUGACUUCUCACAGGACCUUGAUGUGGAUCCUAAAGAGAUGAACAGAGAGACUCCAGAGGAGACGGGGAUCUACUUUCUGUCCAGCAGCCUGCCGCAGCACUGUCUUUACACCAGAGUCAGCUCACUGCAGAAGCUCAGGGAGGAGCUGGUCUUCACCGUGUGCCUUCAGGGCACCUUCAUCGCCAUGGAUGACGGUCCCGUCCACUGGACCAAAAGCAUCAACAUCGGCAAGCCGCUGAUCGCUCGACUGGACCUGCACCGGGCCAUGCGGCGUAAUAGCUGUAUGCAGACCUGCCUGAUGCCGCACAGCCCGUCCCACAGCCCCUGCCACAGCCCCGGGCCCGAACACCGCCUUCACCUUCAUCAUGGGCUGCACCAAACACAGGACUACAGCCGGCUGUCGCCACAGCACCACUACCUUGACGUCUACGAGCGUCUUCAGGGUGCAGUGGGUGGCUGUGGGGAUUCCCACUAUGACAACCUGUCUCGCCAUGAACCUGCAUACGACUCAGCUGGUGGGCUUUCAAGCUCACCAGGCAGGCUCAGCAUCCCUAUAGAGGCCAGUGACGACAUCAACGAGCUGCAGACUGUGUUCAUGAACAGUCUGCAGCUUCAGCAGCCGUGAAGCGGCUGGAUGUCAUCAGUAUUUCUCAGAAGAGAAGCCUUAAAUGUCUGAUGUUGUUCCAGGAAUACUGCUGCUCUUUCUUUUACGUGUUGUGACUUAAUAAUAUUAUUUAGAAUAUUAUAUUCUUCAAUUCAUGAGCAUUAUUUGCCUCACCAAGCUGUACACUGACUGACUGACUUUUGUACUUGACUUUUUAAGAGUUUUGUAAAUACAUUUUUAGAAGAAGGGUAAACUGCCACAUUUGCGUGACAAGUUUUUUGUAGAGGUGUCAAUUUACCAGUGAUUCUCGAACUUUUUGCCAAACAGAAAAGCAAAGAUAUUGGAUGGUAAAACAAAAAACAAACGUUUUUCAGAUCUGGAAUUGUUUAAAAAUAUGAGCUACAUGACUGCAAAUUAAUGGGGCAUUACCAUUAAGAAGACAAUGUGUGAAGCAAUCUGCACACAAGGCCUCAUCUUCAUGCCAAGAAAAGAAAAGUUGUGUAAACGUUUGCUCAUGUAGGCUUGGCUUGAUUCGCAGGAGCUCCCUCUGCUGUGCAGUUAGAAUACAUAUCUAAGGCCAUCAGCCUCAUGUAAUUAACCAAAGUGAUGGUUAAAAACUUUGACCAUGGACAACUGAUUAAAGACCUCAACCCACGGAGAAUAUUUCCACACAGCUAUUAUUGCUCUGUUUUUCUAUCUUCUAACUGUUUCCUCAGGAUGGCAGGAGAAGGCUGUUCUAUCAGGACAUACUCCUCCACCAGCUGCCUCUUUUCACAACUCUCUGGUCCUGCCUGCAAUACCCAAAGUCAUCCACUCCUCUUAUAUCUUUGUUUUGCAGAGGACUUAAUUAGUGUCUGCGCGUAGUGAGUCGUGAAACUUUCCAAAAGAGAGAAAUAACAGACUAAGGGCUGGCAUAGUCCACUGCACACUUGACUGACAUUACUUUCAUUCAUGGCAGUAAGCACAGACAUAAAGUGCUGCUCCACAGCCCUACUGUAUACUCCUUUCUACAUGUGACAGCGUGGCACGUGCAGAAUUAAUCUCAUUACAUAAGAAAGCAUGAGUCCUGUGCUAGGAUGUCUCCACACAGAGAAAACUAGUUCAACAGCUCAACCCUUUUCUGCUUCUACGCAGUACUUAUUCCCAUCAGGUCAGGAUUAUUUGUUAGAGGAACAGUUUAUUAAGAAACACUGGAGGAAAGACAUGAAAAGGAAGUUGACAGUAAAGACAAUGAAAUUUAGAAACAAAAUGUGUGUGCAAAGAAUGGAGAACAAAUUAGUUACAAAAACUAUGAGUAAGCCUAUGUGGGAUGUAGUGAGAACUGUGUAAAUAUCAGUGGUAAAUUGUACAGUUUAUAGCCAUAAUCCAUUAUGCAAUACAUCAGGGUAUUUAACUCUGAAUAUUGUUCAUGGGGGUUGUUUCUAUUGUUGCAAAUUUCUCAUUGGAGAUAAAUAAAGUAUCUAUCUAUC
Molecule: messenger RNA, 4020 nt
Organism: Chelmon rostratus (copperband butterflyfish)
Lineage: Eukaryota; Metazoa; Chordata; Actinopteri; Chaetodontiformes; Chaetodontidae
Gene: malt1
Product: MALT paracaspase 1
Exons: 17
Coding region: 92-2572 (826 amino acids)
Biological process (GO): proteolysis
Molecular function (GO): cysteine-type endopeptidase activity
Source: RefSeq, a predicted model, not a curated record